AUGAACCCUGAUGGAUCUGUUACCACACAUUUCGAAACCACUCCACUUAUGUCAACUUAUCUCGUUGCAUUUCACGUAUCCGAUUUCCUGAAUGUAACGAGCACACCACCUCGAUCAGUACCACAGCGCAUAUUUUCACGGUCGACAGCAAUCAAUGCAACGGCAUUACCGUUAGAAGCUGGCGAGCUGUUGAUUGAUGCAUUAACCGAUUAUAUUGGUAUUGAGUACUCGCUGCCGAAAAUGGAUCAUGUGGCCGUUCCGAGGUGGUACACGUAUCUAUGGAUGAAGGAAGGGUUCGCUACUUUUUUUGAAUAUUUGGGCGUUGAUUUGGUACAUCCAGACUGGCAAAUGAUGGACUAUUUUGUGGUUGAGGUGGCCCAAUUAAUGUUCUUUGCUGACGCAACUACAAAUACUCGGCCUAUGACGUACUACGUUGAACGUCCGUAUGAUAUCGACGAACAUUUUAAUAGAGUAGCGUACAGCAAAGGUGCAGCAGUAUUGAGAAUGUUUUGGUUUAUGUUUGGAGAGGAGACUUUCAUGAGAGCGGUGCGUUCGUACCUGGAAGACAAUGCGUACUCCAACGCAGCGAAGAAGAACUCUUUGACGCACUAG
Molecule: messenger RNA, 612 nt
Organism: Bradysia coprophila
Lineage: Eukaryota; Metazoa; Arthropoda; Insecta; Diptera; Sciaridae
Product: endoplasmic reticulum aminopeptidase 1-like
Source: RefSeq, a predicted model, not a curated record